ACCUCGCCGUGAGAACAGAACAGCGUCUAACCGGACUUACGUUUCUCUUCCAUACGCCGCGCGUUGCUCACGGGGCGCGGAUACAGGGUUGCAGCUGGCGUCGGGGGCUCGAACCUACGGAAAGGACACGGAUCCAGGACCGGGACUGACCCUGAGGAUGAUGAAGUUGGUCAGCGGGGGCUCUGUAGUGAAUGCCGAGGCAGUAUGGGACCAUGUGACCAUGGCUGACCGGGAGCUGGCCUUCAAGGCCGGCGAUGUCAUCAAGGUGUUGGACGCCUCGAAUAAGGACUGGUGGUGGGGUCAAAUCGACGAGGAGGAGGGCUGGUUUCCCGCCAGCUUCGUCAGGUUAUGGGUAAAUCAAGAGGAAAACACCGUGGUCGAGGCUGCCGAAAGCUCCAGCGAGGUGCAGAAUGGCCAUGCGGAGGCCAGUCCGAACCCCAGCACUGACUGCCUGUGCCUGGGCCAGCCCACGCAGAACCGGGACCAGAUGAGGGCCAAUGUCAUCAAUGAGAUCAUGAGCACAGAAAGACAUUACAUCAAACACCUGAAGGACAUCUGUGAGGGGUAUCUCCGUCAGUGUAAAAAGAGGAGAGACAUGUUUAACGACGAUCAGCUGAAAGUGAUCUUUGGAAAUAUCGAAGACAUUUACAGAUUCCAGUUGAGCUUUGUCAGAGACCUGGAGAAACAGUUUAACACGGAAGAACCUCACCUCAGCGAGAUCGGACCUUGCUUUUUGGAACACCAAGAUGGAUUCUGGAUCUACUCGGAAUACUGUAACAACCACGUUGACUCCUGCAUGGAGCUCACACGUCUCAUGCGAGACGCACGAUACCAGCACUUCUUCGAAGCUUGCCGAUUGGUUCAGCAGAUGAUCGACAUCGCCAUUGAUGGCUACCUGCUCACACCAGUCCAGAAAAUCUGCAAAUACCCUCUACAGCUGGCAGAGUUACUGAAAUACACAGUACAAGAACACAGUGAUUAUCGGUACGUAGCUGCGACGCUAGCUGUAAUGAGAAAUGUCACUCAGCAAAUCAACGAACGCAAACGAAGGCUUGAGAACAUUGACAAAAUUGCCCAAUGGCAGGCCUCUGUACUGGAUUGGGAGGGCGAGGAUAUUCUGAACAGGAGCUCAGAGCUUGUGUACACUGGGGAGAUGUCCUGGAUAUAUCAACCAUACGGGCGCAGCCAAACCAGAAUCUUCUUCCUAUUCGAUCAUCAGAUGGUCCUCUGCAAGAAGGAUCUCAUUCGCCGUGAUAUUCUCUACUAUAAGGGUCGGAUUGACAUGGAUCCAUACGAGGUCAUUGAUGCAAUCGAUGGCAGAGAUGAUGAUUUUAACGUUAGCGUGAAGAACGCCUUCAAACUGGCCAACAGAGACACAGACGAGAUCCAUCUGUUCCUGCCCAAAAAGCUGGAGGAGAAAAUCCGUUGGCUUCGGGCGUUUCAAGAGGAAAGAAAGAUGAUUCAGGAAGAUGAGAAGCUUGGCUUUGAAAUCUCUGACUAUCAGAAGAGACAAGCUGCCUUGACCGUUAAGAGAGCCACCAAACAGAAAGGUGUGGGCCGGUCAGGCCCCCCAGCGUACCCACCUCCACUGGACCCCAUGAACCCCGGGCAGUACCUUCUCCCCGACGGAUACGGGCAGGCGGACGGAUACGAAUACGAGCCCAAACGCAGCACAUCUCCCUUCUGGCAGAACUUCAGUCGGUUAGCUCCCUUUAAAAAAUAGAACACACAUCCACCAGGGGUCGGAUACACCAGCCUCUGUAUACUUGGAAAAGCACUAUUCUACUUAAGAUACAUCAGCGGGACUUGAGGAGGACCGACACACACACACAAACUACAGGAGAGAGGACGGACCUCGCUUUACUGGGGUUUACCAGGUGUAUUUCUUUUACUGGGGUUACGGGGACACCUCGCUGAGCUGGCUGCACUGAAUACUAUACACAACAUGUUGUAAUUCACAGAAGAAAAAAAAUCAUGCAAACGCACACACAAAACAUACAUUUUAUCCCUCAGCACUCUCUAUGUAGAGAGGUUUUAAAUUAUGAAACACAGUUUCUUAUUCUCUAAGCACUAAACCAACGUAAUGACUCUUGCUCUCUAGCGCCGCCCUGGUGUUCCUCCGUGCACUGUGACUAUUCGGGGCAUUCUCUCUCACCCAAUCUCUCUUUUUCUCUCUCAAUCUCAUACUCCACAUUAUCACGUGUUUUCCCAACAGUUUCAAGUCUGGUCAAAGCAGAAGAUUUUUUGUUUUCCUGGACAAUCUCUCCUUGAAUGGAACCUGCUGCACUCUUUAGUUUGUUUUGCAUGUGAUUCAGUUCAUUGCAGGUAUUUUUAUUUGUGUAACUCUAUUCCUACGGGUCUCAAAGAACAGUGGAUCACGAUCUGCAAAUUUGUCACACUGGUUGCUUACACUGAUCACGGUAUACUGGAAAUACGGAUAUCGGAACAACUUUGACAUUCAUAGAGACCUCCAGUCAGUCAAGCUAAAAGUCAUUUCGGUUUGCUGGAGCUUUUAGGCACCCCGAUAAAAACACUGACCAGAGAAACCUAAAGGAGGAACUGUUUUGCUCUGAACAGUGGACCUCUGUAGCGUGUUUACGUCAGAGCCUUGUUUAUCCUGAGGUCUCGGUCUCGGCUUCACCAUUGUUUCUCUCUCCCGUCAUAAGUGCAAUCCGAGAGAAGACCAGAAAACCUAAAAAAAAAUGUAAUAAUGUCACCUCUGAGCCCUGUCUUGAUUUUAUGGGGAAUGAUACCUGGACCAGGACGACUUUAAUCCUGCUGAUCAACCUCGUAAUGACGUGCCAAUUCAUCUCUAACAUGCCAAAAUAGUCUGGUUGCCAAAUUUUCCUCUAACAGGUGCAUUGGCAUGUGCGAAUGCCAACCCCAUGAGCUGGUACCCCGCCAUGUGACUUCUCAGGCGAAAAUUAAGUCAGUGAAAUUUGGUUAUCGCUGCUAGGAUUAGCAUGACAUAGCGUUUCAGUUGUUCAUUUUU
Sinocyclocheilus anshuiensis is the source of this 2992-nucleotide messenger RNA. It is a transcript of the gene arhgef9a, whose product is annotated as Cdc42 guanine nucleotide exchange factor (GEF) 9a. Gene Ontology annotation, molecular function: guanyl-nucleotide exchange factor activity; protein binding. The coding region runs from base 158 to 1723 and encodes 521 amino acids. Lineage: Eukaryota; Metazoa; Chordata; Actinopteri; Cypriniformes; Cyprinidae. The record is from RefSeq and is a predicted model, not a curated record. The transcript has 10 exons.